AUGAUUGACAGGUUUUCAAGAUGGCCUGAAGCAAUUCCUCUGGAAGAAAUCUCUGCUGAUACUGUCUCUACAGCCUUCUAUACACACUGGGUUUCAAGAUUUGGUGCUCCUCAUACUAUUUCUACUGGCCAAGGUCCGCAAUUCAAAGCUACUUUAUUUAAAACUCUCACCAAUUUGAUUAGAUGCAAUCGAAUUAGAACUUCUGCGUAUCAUCCUGCUUCCAACGGAAUAUUAGAGCGUUGGCAUCGUACCUUGAAGAGUGCUAUCAUGUGUCACGGAAAUCAUAAUUGGUUGGAGGUUCUUCCAACUGUUCUAUUAGGACUACGUACUUGUUUUAAAGAAGAUUUAAAAUCAUCUCCUGCUGAGAUGUUGUAUGGGUCAAGUUUACGGAGUCCAGGAGAAUUUUUUCUUGAAGAGGACCCUCCUGCAGAUCCUGAAAUAUUUCUACAAAAACACAGAAUUGCCAUGAGAAAUAUUAAGUCAAGACCUACUUCACAUCAUUGUAACAAGACCCCCUUUUAUCAUAAAAAUCUCUUUGAUUGUACUCACGUUUGGGUUAGAGAUGAUACUGUUCGCAAAAGCCUUCAACCUCCAUAUUCCGGACCAUUUCAACCCGAUUCCACUGUACCAACUUUGCCGUCUUCUACUUCAAUCUCAUCUCUACCAACUUCGUCUUCGACACCACAAUCAACUCAGAAGACUUUGAGGACUUAUCCUGGUUCGAAGAAAAAGGUUCAGUUCGCAACGUAA
Trachymyrmex cornetzi is the source of this 750-nucleotide messenger RNA. RefSeq lists its product as uncharacterized. Gene Ontology annotation, molecular function: nucleic acid binding. The coding region runs from base 1 to 750 and encodes 249 amino acids. Lineage: Eukaryota; Metazoa; Arthropoda; Insecta; Hymenoptera; Formicidae. The transcript has 2 exons. Gene Ontology annotation, biological process: DNA integration. The record is from RefSeq and is a predicted model, not a curated record.